Budorcas taxicolor (takin) is the source of this 3539-nucleotide messenger RNA. It is a transcript of the gene KCTD10, whose product is annotated as potassium channel tetramerization domain containing 10. Gene Ontology annotation, cellular component: Cul3-RING ubiquitin ligase complex. The record is from RefSeq and is a predicted model, not a curated record. Gene Ontology annotation, molecular function: protein binding; ubiquitin-protein transferase activity. The transcript has 7 exons. Gene Ontology annotation, biological process: protein ubiquitination; protein homooligomerization; proteasome-mediated ubiquitin-dependent protein catabolic process. NCBI's taxonomy places the organism in Eukaryota, Metazoa, Chordata, Mammalia, Artiodactyla, Bovidae. Bases 62 to 1012 code for a protein of 316 amino acids.
GCUGGGUGUUUCCUGUCUCUUUCAGUCCGGGUUUGGAGACUCCGGCUUCCUCCGGCUUUUCAUGGAAGAGAUGUCAGGAGAAAGUGUGGUGAGCUCAGCGGUGCCAGCGGCUGCGACCCGCACCACCUCCUUCAAGGGCACAAGCCCCAGCUCCAAGUACGUGAAGCUGAACGUGGGCGGAGCCCUGUACUACACCACCAUGCAGACGCUGACCAAGCAGGACACCAUGCUGAAGGCCAUGUUCAGCGGGCGCAUGGAGGUGCUCACCGACAGUGAAGGCUGGAUCCUCAUUGACCGGUGUGGCAAGCACUUCGGUACGAUACUCAACUACCUUCGUGACGGGGCGGUCCCCUUGCCCGAGAGCCGUCGGGAGAUCGAGGAGCUGCUGGCAGAAGCCAAGUACUACCUGGUCCAGGGCCUAGUGGAAGAGUGCCAGGCCGCCCUGCAACAGAACAAAGAUACUUACGAGCCAUUCUGCAAAGUUCCCGUCAUCACGUCAUCCAAGGAAGAACAGAAACUUAUAGCGACAUCAAAUAAGCCAGCCGUGAAGUUGCUCUACAACAGAAGUAACAACAAAUACUCGUAUACCAGCAAUUCUGACGACAAUAUGUUGAAAAACAUCGAACUGUUUGAUAAGCUGUCUCUGCGCUUUAACGGAAGGGUCCUGUUCAUAAAGGAUGUCAUUGGGGACGAAAUCUGCUGCUGGUCCUUCUACGGCCAGGGCCGCAAGAUCGCCGAGGUCUGCUGCACCUCCAUCGUCUACGCCACUGAGAAGAAACAGACAAAGGUGGAGUUCCCUGAAGCCCGGAUCUACGAGGAGACCCUGAACAUUUUGCUGUAUGAGGCCCAGGAUGGCCGGGGACCUGACAACGCGCUCCUGGAGGCCACGGGUGGGGCAGCCGGGCGCUCCCACCACCUGGACGAGGAUGAGGAGCGGGAGCGGGAGCGGAUCGAGCGCGUGCGGCGGAUCCACAUCAAGCGCCCGGACGACCGGGCCCACCUCCACCAGUGAGCGGGUGGGGGCCCCCGCCAUCCCCACCCGCCCACCUGCCCCCUCUGCUGUGCACCGAGCACCCCCCCAGCUCCCAGACACCUGCCACUUCCCCCAGAGUCCGGACAGACUUCCCUACAAACCAAACGAUUUUGGUAUUUCUCGGCAAGGUGAAUUGAUGUCUUUAGGCCCAGGUGAAUGCACUCCAGCUGGUAAACAAGCUGGGUCCACAGUCUCUGUUUCUCAGAGAAUCCGAGCAGCGCUGGAGCCGGGCUUUCCCUGCUUCCGGAGGAGGGGGUGGUGAACGGGUUGGGUGUGCGUGUGAGAAACGCCUCUGCAGUAUUUAUUUUGGUGGCUGUUGACUGCCUCUCUGAUCUUCUCGGGGGCCUUCCCUCCAGGGUUCAGUCUGUCAGCUGGGAGCAGGCCCCUGUGGUCGGUGGCCACCAGCGGUCCCCACGUCUGCCCACCCUGCAGCCCAGCGCCCUGGCCCCACUCCUGUGCGCUCGGCCCUGGCACAGGCUCCAGGGCUUUGCGAGCCGCCCAUCCGGCCAUGAGUGCCACUCCGAGCUUGUGGAUGGAGACCCACAGCUCCUGGCAGUGGGAGGUAUGCCCUGGAGGUUCAUGCCUCUCUGCUGCGGUUCCCAGCGUGGCCUUGGCUGCCAGCUCUGCCGAAGGGCAGGCCUGUCGCUGCUUCAGCCAGUCUGUGGUCUGGCUGCGAGCAAUGCCCCUGCCGCCCACCCCCCGCCCCCCUUGGGGACCCACUCCAUUCCAGGCCUGCUGUGUGGCCUGCUCACACAGACCGCUGCCUGGUGGGCUCCAUUCCUUCCUCCCCCACCUUCUCCCCUGUUAAGCGGGGCUUGCUGCCCCAAGCGGAUGCCCUCCCCUUUGCUUAGAAGAAAGGAAGCCUGGCCCCAGACUCUGUCCUGGUGUCCAGGCAGGACCAGUGCUCACUGCAGUGGCCUCAGGAUGGCUGUCACCUGGAGAUGCCCUCCGGGUCUCUGCCUCGGAGUCUUCCACAGUGUGAUGUGGCCAUCAGUGAGCAGACCCAGAGGUGGUGCAGGUUUCUGGGGUCCGGUCGGUGUCUGUGUUCAUGUUUGUUUAAGGGACGUGCGUGACUGGAUGAGGAUGUGUGCCUGGGGGGCCCGGGGGGCCCGCGCUGGGGCCCUGCUGCCCGCACGGCGCUCGUGGGGGGCGGAUGUUCUCGGUGACCUACCUCCCCGCCUCACCACGCCCGUGCCGGCCCAGAGCGAGUUGUGACGAAUGUGGCUGGCUGAGGCUAGGCUGGUAGAGUAGUUCUGGGAAGGUGAAGGUGUGUGUAUGGUCUGGGUGGGUUUUGGCUAUUUCAAGUGACUGUUUUAUACCAAAGGUAUUAAUAAGGGCAGCCUUUGACAGUGUAUUCCCCAAAAAAUGAGUUUAUAUUUUGAAAUGGUUUUUACUGCUUAGACUUUGUACAUCUGGCCCUACUUGGGACAGUUGUAUGCCUUUAUUUUGUAUCCAGCAGCAAAGCCUGUAGUAAAACUUGGAAACAAUCAUGAUCGAACCUAAAAAUCACGUACAGGGGUAGAUGCUUUUUAAACUGUUGCGCGGGCAACUUUCGUAUAUAGGCCGCCUGGAUUUUAUUAAGUGCUGAGGACGGGAGGGAGGGGGCUUAAUUAAAUAUGGUUUGUAAAUAUUUUCUACUGUGGAAGUUUUAAACACCAACCCUGCUGUUGGGGUUGUCCUUUUCUAGAACGGUAAAGUGAAUGUCAGUUCUGAUGUUUUCUGUAGGGAUGGAAAAGCCAUCAUGUAAGUUCUCUCUUGUUUUUAAAUGUUCGUGUGAAGAGUGAGCUUGUGGAUCAGCCUGAGCUGUUGGGGCUUCUGCUCCUUAUGACUUGAUGUUUCUGGCCAUCUCUGUUUUCACUUCUCCUCCAACUUUGCACUUGGAGUCUGGAGUCAUUGCUUCCCUGGGAUAUGAACAAGUUCAUGAAAGCAUUCCACAGUGAGUGAUACUGUUAGCUGCCUGUAGCCGUGAGCUGAUGAUGACGAAGCAUUGGCUGGUCCAGGGCUCUGUUAUCAGACAUAUUCUUCAAGGAACUGAUCUCUUACGUGAGCACGAAGGGUCAGCAAAAGUCAAUACCUGUAUUUAUUAAGAACCAUCCAAGCAAAUUACUGGCCCUAAGAUUUGUUACAGAGUGUAGUUUUUAUUACACUGUAAUAACUUACAGUGGGAAAAACCAACACGGCUUUGGGUCCCUCAUAAUCAGGUUUUUUUCCAAAUAAGUCAUUGAUUGCGGUGACUGGGGGGGGCCUCUGCCCAUGACAAUUCCUGGCCAGGCCUGACAGUCGCCCCCUUGCAGUGAUUUAGUGGGGUGGUCGCCGUGCAGGUACCCCAGCCCUCCGUCUGGAAUGUGUGCUCCCUACUACCCAGAGUCACCGUAACACGUGUGUGUCACUGACCUUUCUGUCUUUGUGCCACGGGAAAAAGUACAUUCUGAGCUUCAGAAGCAGUCACUGUAUGUUGUACCAGCCUCUGUGGAUGUAUGUAAAAUAAAAGUUAUAUACGCUUCUA